Molecule: messenger RNA, 6379 nt
Organism: Cheilinus undulatus (humphead wrasse)
Lineage: Eukaryota; Metazoa; Chordata; Actinopteri; Labriformes; Labridae
Gene: itga4
Product: integrin alpha 4
Exons: 28
Coding region: 655-3729 (1024 amino acids)
Biological process (GO): cell-cell adhesion; integrin-mediated signaling pathway; cell adhesion mediated by integrin
Cellular component (GO): external side of plasma membrane; integrin complex
Molecular function (GO): integrin binding
Source: RefSeq, a predicted model, not a curated record
GGUUUGAAAUGACUAAAAUGUUACCUCAAACUAAAAUGCAUUUCAUUUAAAGACUAAAACUAGGACUAAAAUUAAAAAUAGCUGCCAAAAUUAACACUGCUGGUUAGCUUAGUUUAGCAUGAAAGGGCAAAGUUAAAAUUUUGCUGUGUCAGGACAAAAUCCAACUACACACCCUUAAAGCCUUUUCACCAAAUUAUUUUUAUCCUAGACAUUACAUGAUACAAUAUCUAUACAAAAAUUAAAGUCAAUAUAAUAAGUAUAAUGUGUUGCCUAAUUGAUGGCAAUUACUGAUCUAAGACAUAACACUCAGAACUACAAAUCAUUGUCUUUACAGGUUGGUUUUUGUGUGAAGAUUAAACGGCACUGGAUAAAAAGCAGCAAUGUGAUAAUGAAUGGCUUCUUGUGUACUAGUAGCUUCUUGCAGAAUCAUGCUAGCUAAACUGUCUUGCAACAAGUUUUGACUCCAAACUUAGCUAAGCUAACCCUCUGCUUCAUAUCAUAACUUUUAAAGCCAAUAUCUGCUGUUAUUGAUAUCAGCCGAUGUUAUGAUGCAACUCCAGUGGCAAUGGCUUAUCAGUAUCUAAAUUUUGUCUUUAGCUCUUUGUUAGUUGUUGUUUUUUUGUCUCUUCAGUGUCAGGCAGUUUGCCCUUCAUAAUGCGUCCCUUAGUGGACAGCAUCGUCCUGGUCUUGGUUCUAGUUCUUCUUCAUCCUGCUGCGGGAUACAAUCUGGAUGAGGAAAACAGUCUGGAGUUCAAUGGUCCCUCCUCCUCCAUGUUUGGAUACUCAGUUCUGCUGCAUCGCUUUGGAGAUCAAAAAUGGUUGGUUGUAGGAGCCCCAGAAGCAAACUCAUCCUCCAGACCAUUGGUACGAUCCCCCGGAGCUCUAUACCGCUGUGACAUCACUGCAGAGCACCGCCGCUGUCAUCACAUGCAUGCUGAUGUACAAGACUGUGGGAAGACAUGUGAAGCAGAGAGUGAUCAUCAGUGGCUGGGAGUCAGUCUGUCCAGACAACCUGGAGACAACAAGGGACACGUCCUGGCUUGUGCUCAUCGCUGGAAAAACGUCUACCACUCAAAGAAAGACGGUCAGAACAACAAGCUGCCUAAUGGAGUCUGUUAUCACUAUGGUGACAACUUGAAACGUGCCCAGCCUAUGAUCCCCUGCUACAGAGACCACCAGAGGAAGUUUGGUGAGGAUUAUGGGUCAUGUCAGGCCGGCAUUUCCAAUUUCAUGACGGAGGAUCUGAUCAUCAUGGGGGCACCAGGGACAUCUUAUUGGAUGGGUUCAGUUCUGGUCUUUAACACAACCAGUCGAGGGAUGUCAGUCUUCCUGGAUGAUGAAAGCGGAGCUGUCAAUUUUGGAAGCUAUCUGGGUUACUCUGUCGGAGCUGGUCACUUCAUCAGUCCUGAAACAGUGGAGGUAGUUGGUGGAGCGCCACAGUACAACCAAAAGGGAAAGGUCUACAUCUUCAUAGUAGAGGACAGAUUGCUGAGUAUUGUCUCUGAAGUGUCUGGAACAGAGCUGGGAUCGUACUUUGGCUCCAGUGUGUGCGCGGUGGAUCUGAAUGCUGAUGGUUUGUCGGAUCUGUUGGUUGGUGCUCCAAUGGCAACAGGCGUCACCAGGGAAGAGGGAAGAGUUCAUGUGUACAUCAAUCAGGGGCAGGCAAAUCUGAUGGAAGCAGAGUUUCAGCUUACUGGCAGAGAUGCUUAUGCUGCCAGGUUUGGAGAGACCAUCGCCAAUCUGGGAGACCUUGAUGACGAUGGCUACCCUGAUGUGGCAGUUGGUGCCCCACAGGAAGACAACCUUAAAGGAGCCAUCUACAUUUACAACGGCAGGAAGGAAGGCAUUUCACCAACCCCGUCUCAGAGGAUCACUGGAUCCACCCUCGGUCAUGACCUCAGGAUGUUUGGCCAGUCGCUCAGCUCUGGCAUUGACAUUGAUGAUAACGGCUACCAAGAUGUGGCGGUUGGUGCUUUCCUUUCAGACUCAGCUGUGGUUCUCAGGACCCGCCCUGUGAUUCAGGUGAAGGCGUCUCUGAUUUUACCAGAAACGGUUGACAAGAGGGUGGCGCUGUGCAAAGAGCACAAGACUCCAACUGUCUGCCUCAACGUUACCGUCUGCUUCAGCGUCAAAUCCAGACAUUUCAGAGGAGUAAUAGAUCUCCAGUACAAUCUGACUUCUGACCUCCUCCAUAAGCCAUCUUUCCCUCAUCGAUUUUAUUUCCAUGGUAACGGGUCUUCAAACAGCACAAGGGGGCGUGUGAGAGCAAAACAAGGCCAGGUCACUUGUGGAACACAUGUGGCUUAUCUGAGGAAAGACGUCAGGGACAUUUUUACUCCAGUACAGUUUGAGGUUUCCUACAGUCACAGAGAAACGAGCUCCCACAGAUCCUCCUCAAGAAUCUUCCCACCACUAAAACCCAUUCUGCAGCAGAGUGCAGGACACCAGAACACUAUCACCAACCAGACAUGGUUUUCCCGUUCCUGUUCUCUGGUGAACUGUUCCACCAACAUGCAGCUGUCUGCUCAGCUAGAGCUACCACAGCAGCAGAGGUACUUUGCUCUUGGCUCUGGGGAGACCAUCUUGUUGAAAACCUCACUUCUGAACUCAGGAGACGAUGCCUUCCUGCCCAGAGUCAUGCUUCGUUUCCCUGACAACAUCCACUACAUUAAAGUCCUUAACAAUGACGACAACAGCAUCAGCUGUGAUGUCAAACAGGAAGAAAACAGCACAGCAGUGGGUGUUGACUGCGGUGUAACAAGCCUCCUUCUUCCUGCUAAUGCUCAGUUAAAUAUCAGCUUCCUGUUAGAUGUCAGCCACAACAGCACACCUGGUGACAUCAUGAUUCACAUCAACACCAGCAGUGAUAACUAUGAGAAAGAAGAGUUUCUCCAUGAUAACUCCAUCAGUCUGUCUCUCCCUCUGAAACAUGAAAUCAAUGUCAACAUCCAUGGAUUUGUGACUCCCACCACAUUUGUGUUUGGAGAUGAAGAUGUGACUCCAGUUGACUGCUACCCUGAGAGAUUCAACUACACAUACAAGGUGUUGAACUCUGGUCCCAGCAGAUCUGUGGAUACUGUAGUUGAAAUCGCGUUACCAAAGAUCCUCAAUCCUUACAGACACAGGCUACUGCAGGUGUUCAACUGGCAGUCAUCCCUCGGUGCGUGUUCACUCAGUGACACAACAGUCUCAGCCAUUGAAGAUUGUGAGGUUCCUGAAGCUUCCUUCAUCAAACAGCUCGUCUUCUUCUUUUCAUCAACGUCGACUCGCAAAAUGUUUUGUGGCCGUGAUGAUGACCUAUGUGAGCGGUUAGUGUGUCAUCUCGGUAACCUGGAGGCAGGAAGAGAAGCUAGCAUCCAGCUGGAGACCAAACUGAACCCUGCUGUACUGCUGCAGGCUCCGGGUCGUCAAGGUAUCAUGAGGAUAGAGAGUACAGCAGUCAUGGCUAAUCCAAGAAAAGGACCUCACACAGUCCUCAUCCAUGAACAGCAGGUAGCAGAGGUGGUGGUGGAGGCUCUUUUUGCACAGAAACCCACAACAUUAGUGAAGAUCUUCAUCAUCAUUAUCAGUUUAGCUUUGGGUCUGAUAAUCCUGGCUGCUCUUAUCUGGUGUCUGUGGAAGGCUGGUUUCUUCAAGAGAGACUUCCAGAAGAAUAAAGAGGAGGAGGAGUUCAAGAGAGACAGCUGGGACUAUGUUCCCAAAAACGACAAACGAGAGAGCACUUCCUAAUCCCGACCUACACCUCUGACUGCUGAUAUCUGAACACAGGAUGAUGGAGUUUACACAGUGACUGUAUAACAGUCACUAAUGAGACAUGUGCUGAUGGAUGAGGUGCUGUGAAAAUAUGGCAACCCAAUUUUCACCAGAACGGCAGGAAAUACUGCUGUUGAACAUCAUCGGCCAGUGAAAUCUCUCCGGACUGUGUCAAGUGGACUGCAGCCAAAAUCAGACAACAGAUUUGUCUUUUGAGUGUGACACACUUGAACUGUCUCCUGAACACACCUGAAUCUUGUGCCUUAUGUUUUACCUUGACAUGCCUUAACAAAUAUAGACUCGUUUAAUGACUUGAAGAAGGCUGCAGUGACCAAUGGAUGGAUGGAGGAUUAUUUUUAAAAGGGAAAUGAUUGAAUUGGAAGGUCUUCAAGAAUCUCUUGGAUGUGGCAUCACCUGAGUCCUUUUUUACCUUUUCAAAAGGAAACAAACCAAAGGAAGAGACUUUUAAAGACCUAUAAUCUCAGGGGAUGGUAUCUGUUCUCUGAUUGACUCUUACUUUUCUUUUUUUUGUCUGUGUUCGUUCUCUUUUAAUGUUAUUGUUUACCUGCUGACCAAUAUUUUAUGCACUGGCUACACAAGCAGCGCAAACUGGUUAUAUUUCACUAUAUGACCGCCGUAGCGAGGGUUGCUGCAUUUUACUGUUGCAGGAUAUUAUAGAGUUGCUGCUUUCUGUGAGUCACUUCAGACUAACACUGGCAGCAUAAUGCAUCUGUGCCUUAAUGGAAAUCACUCUUUUUGCUCUGUCGCGUGUUUCUUCUGCUUUCAGAUGUUUUUACUCUUGAGGGGUCAUUUUGAUGGCAAGAGACCUGGAAAGUCUAGGUUAAGAUGCCCUCUGUAUGCUAAGCAUAGUAGCCAACAGAGGGCAGCAACAAGACUGGCAUUUCAAAGUUUUCUUGAGUGGCUCUGAAAGUUGUUAGUUAAUUAUUUAGCAAAAUUGUCCCUGCAUUAUCCUCAAUUGAAUUAUACAGGAUGGAAUGGGUGUCAUGUCAACAACAUGGUGUUCUCUUGCAUCAUUUCAAGGAUAUGGGACCAACUCAUGGCAUGUGACACAUAGAGAAGCAAGUAACAGGGCACCGGUAGCCUGGUGGUUGGUGGUCAUGUCUACGCAAGUGGUCCAGAUUCAAAUCUGACCUGUGGCUGCUGUCUUUCUUACCCUCACGCAAUAGGAGCACCAGUUACAAAGCAACAAAAUCAGCUUGAUAUCAUUGAGUCACAUUGUAGUAUCCUGAGAGGCCUCAAACAAUGCUUUUCCUCUGUUGCACAUAUUUUCUGCUCUCUCCUUCACAUCAGCAUGGACAAGGAACAAGAAAGGAGGGAAAUGACAAGAUACCAGGAGUAUCAGACAGUAAAAUAUUCUCAAUCUUCUUUCCUUUUCCUCACUCACUAGAGCUUGCUGGCUUGGUAUACAAAGUGGUGAUAGUUGUGAAUUGAUAAUAUUAAUAUCUUUGUUUGAAUUGUGGUGCUCUGACUUUUACCAACAUGGUUGCAAAGCCAUGCGAGCUGUCAGAGGUUUGUUUCAAUAGAAAAUGUCACACCUCGCCCAUACACUUCCUUUAAAAGCAAAAUAAGAGUGCUUUGAGGGGAAAAACAGAAAUGUACAGGGCAGAGAAUUAUAUAUUUUACAGAUGCCAUGUGGUUAGUGAGCAUGCUUAAUAUGAUGUCUGAUGCACGUUGUUAGGAUAUGGUGUCUGUAAGAUGUGCUUCAAAUUUUAUAAUGCAGUAUUUUACUGGAGUUUUAUCAAAAGCCACUGAAAAAAAAUAAGUUUUAGUUGUUUCUGGAAAAUAUAGAUUUGUUUUUUAUUGACAAAAACCUGAACUGCUGCCCAUCCAGUUUCAAACAUUUGCUUGUUCUUGUUGUGUCAUCUACCAUGGAGCCAAAUACAUAAUAAAUAAAUAAAAAAUAGAAAAUUGAUUUAAAAAAAUUACAAUAAUGAUAAUUUUCAUAGAAAAUUUAAGAAAAAUAUUAGGCAAAUGGCCUUCAAACAAAUAUUACAUAAACUUCAGUUAAACUUAUGUCAACUUUUCUAGAAAGAAUCAGUUCAUAAUUGUUACUCCUGUAGGAUUUGAAUAUGAAUAAUGAAGCAUUUCAUUUAUAACGUGCUUUUUUUUUUUUAAAGUAGUCAAACAUGCUGCACACAUUUUAAAAAGCAAAAUGUUUGUGUACAUUUUUUUGCCAAACUUUUUUUUGGUCAAUAUCUGUUUCAGUCUCUUAAUUUUAAAGGUAAAAUGCUCUUAAAUUUUCCUAAGCUAUCAGUGUGAAAGUGCUGUAAAAGAUGUGACUAGAUAGAUAAACUAGAUAGAAAGGGGAAAAAAUAGACAACAAAUCAAGAGACAAGGUUGAAUGAUGGAUGGCUACUUGAAAAUGUUUUAAGAUAUUUAAUAUACUCACAAGCUUGUCUUUGUUUCAGUUUGUUGCUUAUGCAUACAUUUAAAAGAGCUGCUAUGCUUCUAUUUGUUUCUGUAUUUUGUACAAAUGCACAACACAAAGAUGUUUUAAAAUAUUUUAAUAAUAACUUUAUUCUUGUUGUUUAUGUGAUGAUAUUCUGCACUGGAGAGUCUCACUGCUUUUGUCAACACGUUUCUAUUAAAAUGAAGGAUUUUCUUU